AGACAGAGUUAUCUGCGAAGGAUAUUCUUGCCCAGCUGCCGAGUAAAGAUACAACGCUAAGCAUCAUGGUGGUCACAAAAAUACUCAGUGAUCGCGGAACGAACCCUCUUGGUAAUUUUGAAGUUCAGUAUAUGUAUGAUCCUAUUGGAAUCGAGGCGAUAGAACGGUACGUUUCACCUUGCGCUUGAAAUACUAAAUCGUCUUUGAAGAUCUUCACAAAUCCUCUAUGGCAGGAUGUUCUCUUAAUCUGCCUUGGUCUUGGUCCGAACACCAUUCGGUUACUCGAGACUUCUAGAAAAUCUAGUGUGCUAUUCUGUAGAAUUUUCUUAAAACUGUACAGAUGUCCAAGCAGGGGUGGAAAAAAUAUUUCACUUUCUGGGACCACAAGAGAACAUUGAAACAUUUUCUGCGAAUAAUCAAGUAAAUCGACACUCGCACACUGUAACUGUGUGACACUAACAAGUUGUCCAACUUAAUGUCAUGCUAUAUUUUAAGGUACAUAUAUAACAUAAAACUAACAUCAGGGGACUGAUCCUAAGGUAAAUUUACAGAUGCCAAAAAAUGGGCACUACUAGGGGGGUCUGGAAGCAUGGUGCCCCAGAAAAUUUUGAAAAUCAGGUGUCUCAGAUUGGCUAAAAAUAUAUUUGCCAUAUAUCACAUUUGUUACAUCAUUCUAUAGUCUCUACAUUUAUCCACUAUUGCACUAGUAAGAUAGAUGUGCUUCUAAUAGCAUUACUGAGGUCAUACAUACAGUGCAGAUUGUAACACUGCUCGUAGUCUUGCUGCUCCACUCUCUUGCUGCUAUUAGUGUCUCAUAGUUAUUGAAAUAUAAACAUGAUUAGGAAGGUUGUAAGUCUUUAUUUUAUGUUCUGUCUAAAUUUGGAUAAAUUUGUGUCAAUUUGUGCACGUCCAGGUUCUUUACCGCUUUGAUCUAUUUCUCGAAGUUGUCAGGUCUUUCUAGCCUUGUUUAUUAUGUUUCAAUAGCUAUUUUAUAUUCUAUGAAUUGUCAUGUUUUAUAAAAUUUGCAAGCAGCUAAUUAAGUAUGUUUGUGAAAUACAAUACAACGAAAACUUCGAGGAAUUUGUUUGCUUGGCUUCAAGUUUCAAUUCGUGUGAUGAUUUUAACAGGUUAAUCGAAGUUUUUGUUGUGUUUUAUUUGUGUUUUAUUAUCUAUUUAAAAUUAAAGGGCCCACAGUAAUUGGUACCAUACUGUUGUGGUGACCCUGCCAUGAAUGCAUGACAAUGGCGAAGUAAAUAAAUAAAUAAAUAAAUAAAUAAAUAAAUUCUUUCUAUUGGGCUCUGGGCAGAAUUUGUCCUCUGAAUUUCUCCCUUUGUCUAAGUUUCUACAAUUAUCUUUUUUUCUUUCUUGCAAAUAUUUUCUACAAAAUAACAUGAUUUCUGCAAGUCAAAUCUUCUUCAAAACGUAGAAAAUCCAUUUCAGAGACACUAGAUCUUAACAUUUGCUGGUGGAGCAUGUCCCUGGAGACCGGUAGAGUCAACCUCGUUCUCAGGGUAAGAAAGACCCGGGGACCGAGCUAGGUUGCCCCAGAGUUUUCCUACACACCACCAACCAAAUCUGCCGCUUAUGACAGUGAACAUUUUUCUUUUCAUUUUAUUAUUUUUGUCCAUACCUAGACGUCCAGAGAUUACGGUACCCCAGGAAAAUAUUUCCAACGACACUCUUUAAGGCGGUUUUCCAGUCCUCGCACGAAGCUCCUCCCAGCUCGCUGCGAGUGCUUGCAUCUAAUUAAAAUGAACGGUUCAGCAUUGUGAUUGGAUGAAGUACUCAGACAUGCAUCACUCGCAGCGGGCUGCGAGGAGCUUCGUGCGAGGACUGGAAAUCCGCCUUUAGCCAGACACUUUUUAGCCAGAUUUAAUUUUUAUUUGUCGUAACAUCAUGUUAUCACUGCAUAAUUGUACUGUUUAUCACUGCACAAUUUGGUAUUAUUAGUUAAAGGUCCAUUUCCACUGAAGAAGAUUUCCACGGACAGAAAAUUUUCCAAAAAUGUCAUUGUUAAAAGUUGAAAAUUUUCAAAUUCGAAUUUUUUCCAGACGGAAAAUUUGCGUCGGCCAAUCAGAUUUUACAAAAUUUUCUUUCUGUGGAAAAUUUUCCUGAGUGGAAAUGGGCCUUAAUAAUAGUAAUACUGCACACUAAAAUUACGUAUAUGUUUUUGCCUGGCGGUUUUACUAGUGCUCUUCUGUAAUUAUAGAUUCAAGAAACGACUUGGAGAAGUGGCACAGAUUAUUGAUGAAAGGAACAAAAGUCGUGAAUUUCCAUACCCAUAUUUGCACCCACUUGAGGUGCCUAAUUCUAUAAGCAUUUAAACCAGAAAAAUGGUUAAUCGAACAGCGAAUGUAACCGUGAGGAAUUGAAAAGUAUAUAGCUACCGUAGUCAAACCACGGGUUGAAAUUUUAGAAAUGUUUUAGUCAUCUACAGUAAAUGGUAGUUAAUCAUAUAUGUUAUAUAUUAUAUAUGUUAUAAGUAACAAAAUAAUAAAUUGUAAAACUCUGUGUUAGGCUCAAUCUAAUCUCACCCCCUGGAUUUUGUGUUAUAUGAAGUAUUCUCUUUGUAUAUAGAUAACAUAAAAAUCAGUUGUUUUUAAAUAUGUUUACUUAGCAAAUGCAAAUUAUAUGUGAAAGAAG
Messenger RNA from Paramuricea clavata, 2643 nucleotides. The record is from the annotation of a GenBank genome assembly. NCBI's taxonomy places the organism in Eukaryota, Metazoa, Cnidaria, Anthozoa, Malacalcyonacea, Plexauridae.